Molecule: messenger RNA, 8286 nt
Organism: Volvox carteri f. nagariensis
Lineage: Eukaryota; Viridiplantae; Chlorophyta; Chlorophyceae; Chlamydomonadales; Volvocaceae
Exons: 12
Coding region: 1-8286 (2761 amino acids)
Source: RefSeq, a predicted model, not a curated record
AUGUCGGAUCAGGUGCCUGUUUCGAAACGGCUUCGGCUUGGGUCCCUUGCGGACGGAUUCCGUAGUGGAAGAACACGCCCGCUCGCUGAUUUGAGUGCGCCUCGUGUAACUGAGCAACAGCAGCCUGCCGCAUCGCAGCGGCAAGCCGUACCAACGGUUCCAGCGGGGCCCGCAGAGGACGGCCGCCAGCAGACGGCGGCUACUGCAGAUACACAGCUGGAGGGGCGUCAUCAGGAUGCAGACCCUUCUGCUGCAGAAGUACGAGAGAGAUGGCGGCGUCAGAAAGCUGUGCAGCGUGCGGCAGCCCUUCCUGAGUUACGGCUGCUGCAGCGGCAGCAGGACGCUGCGCGGCAUGCGGCUGCCCGUGCUGUCCCGGAGGUCAGGGCACAGCAGCAGGUUAGGGCGCAGCGGCAGCAGCGGAACACAGCACAGUAUGCAGCUGCACUCGCUGACCCGGAGGUGAGGGCACGGCGGCAGGUGAGGGCGCAUGAGCAGCAGCAGAAUACGGCACAGCAUGCAACUGCACGUGCUGACCCGGAAGUGAGGGUGCAGCAGCAGCUGCGUGACGCUGCACGGCAUGCAGCUGCACGUGCUGACCCGGAGGUGAGGGCGCUCCAGCAGCAGCGGAAUACGGCCCAGCAUGCGGCUGCGCGGCAGGUGCAGCAGCAGAAUCAGCAAGCCGCCCCUAGGGAUACGCUGUUGGCUCGCAUGCACCGUCUUCUACGAUUCGCAGACCUUCAUCAUGGUGACGUGAUUGAGUUGCCCGAGUUUCUUUUGGCGCUUCCAGAGGGCCGCGUGCAGGACCUUCCUGGCGGUCAGUUACCACCUGACAGGCAGGUACCGUACACCGUGCAGCUGCAGUGUGCAUCGACCAUGGCUGCUGCCUUGCGCCGGCGCAUGCCCUCCCGUGUCUGUGCUGUGUGCUCUGAGGUGUGCUCGGAGGACCAGUCGACGGUGAUGCACUGGACGGAGAUUCCCAACGUUGACAUUUUACGUGCCGACGUCAUGUGUACGGAUGCUGUGCAGCGCUGGGGGCGUACUCUGGUGUGGCGGCGGAUGGCGCGUACAGCUCAGGGAGACGCACCGCCGCCACCUGAUCCAGUCCUACCUGCUCGGUAUCGUGUUAGCCGGGCUGAGCGAGCUGGUGCUGUGGAUGAGGACGGCGGUAGUGCUAGUGGAGCAGGCAGGCUGGUGGAUGAUGCGGCGGACGGAGCACUGGACGUGGAUGCUGGUGCUCAGGAGACUGGCGAUCCGGAUUUGACGACGGCUGGGCAGCAGCCCGAGCCCGAGCCCGAGCCCCAGCAGCUUCCACCGGAUCAACAGCCGCGCCCACCGCGGGUGCUGCCCAGAGCCUGCCCGGACGACCCUGCUAGUGUGGAGGUGCCCUAUUGCAUGCGUCUGGAGCCGGACCUGCCCAACCGCACUAUGCUGGUUGGCGAUGGUGCUGCAGAGCACAUAUUCGUAUGCAACAUCUGCCACAAAGCCCUUAGCGCCCGCCGAGUCCCUGAAGCUGCGCUGGCGCGCCUGGACCCUGGCGAUGUGCCGCGCGUCAACCAUCUGGGUGACCCUCUGCCGUCGCCCACUUUUUUGGAGGGGCAGCUUCUGGGUCGUGGUCGUAUCAUUCAGCAGCUGCUUAUCAUGUACCUCGCAGACCGGCCGCCAGAUGUCUUCCCCCGUGCCGUAAAGACUCACGGCAUUGGGGUCGUCAAUCCCGACCCGAAUCUGCUGCGAGGGCAGCUGCCAGCGCGGGCAUCCGACCUGGCCGGUGCUAUCACGGUCGUGUGUGUCGACCAGGUUCGCAGCCGGGCGGAGCUGCUGGAACGCGUGCGAAAGGCACCAGGUCUACAGGUGCGAGGGCAGGUCAUCGUCGCUUGGGUCCGUUUCUUACAGCACAACGACGAGGAGGAGCUGGCUAUCGAUGAGGACGCUCUGCAAGAGUACGAACGGAUGGGCUGUGUGCGGCAGUUCCAAGACGUAGUGGAAGCGGCUGUUCGUGAUGGCAAUCUUGCCGAUGCAGCUGCGGCACCUGACGCGGAUACUGCAGGACCCGUGCAACCUACGCUGGCGGAUCCGACCCCGACUGCAGGACAGGACCCUGUGCCGGGGCCAUUCACCGCCAUUCUACGAGGACCUGCUGAUCAGCCAGUUGAAGGUCCACCAGUUGAUCCGGCAGCUGCCACUCUGGACGAACUGGAGCUGAUCCUGCCGCAGCCGUCGAAUGUUGGUGAUGAUGGCAGUGAAAUCGACCGCUUCCCAGGCCGAGUGGAGGACCUUCUGACUGGCCGCGCACGGAUUGCGUUUGCGGCUGGUGGUCGUGACAGCCACGUGCUGGAUGACCGUCAUCCCGCCAUCCUCACCCUUUGCUUCCCCCAGUCCUUCCCAUACGGCUUUUCUGGUCAGCGCCCCCGCGGCAUGUCUUUUCCGGCAUAUUGUCGCCACCUACUGCACCGCGUGCCGCGGACGCAAUUCGGCGGCAACCUCAUGCUGCUGGCACGCAUGUACGACAUCUGCGUGCGCCACGAAAGCAUGGCGCAGCGGCGGCAGCUGCUUACACAGCAAUCACCGCUGGUUAAGGCGCUGGUGGAGGGGGCCCGCCUCAGUACUUUGCGCCUCGACCUUACGGACGCAUAUUACAACGGCGCCCGCUCCAAAAUGCGUGAAGCCGCCCUCACCAUUGGCUGGCCUCCGCUGUUCUUCACCGUUAAUCCGGCAGAUAUGCAUGCAGCUUGUGCAGUCGUGGCAUCCGGACAGGUGUUGGACUUCGACGAUGACGGACGACCGCAGCAUAUCCCGAGCACGGUGGAAAAGUGGCGGCGUGUGAAGGAUGACCCGUACAGUUGCGCCGCUCUGCUGGUGGCCACCAAGGAGGUUCUGGUGGAAGAGCUCUUUGGGUUUGCGCCAGGCGCCAUGCAGCAGACCAACCCGCACUGCUUCUGCGGGCUCACGUUUGAGGUGGCGGUCAAGGUGGAACAGAGCGGCCGCCUUGCCCUGCACAUCCACGGUGUCGCACAUGUGGCCGCAUUUGCAGUCGAGCGUCUUCAGGCACUGUUCAACGGACCCAACUGCCGAGCGCUGGCCCUUGCAUACGCACUGUGCGCCAUGUGGUAUCCCUCGCCGUACUAUGACCCUUUCGUCCACGGAACAGAACACUGCGUCAUGGACAUGACCGUCGAAGAGGCCCGGCAGCAUGGCCGUGCACCUCCGCCCAUCGACAAGUCCUGCCCGCCUGCAGCAUACGAUUUUGGCAGGCUCGCUGGGUGUGCAGCCGUUGUUCGCAGCACUCUUACUCAUACACAUAACGACACGUGCAAGCGACAUGGCUGCCGUGGCACAGAUGAUAGCUGUGGCAUGGUGUUCCCUCGUGUCCUGCGCAGCGCCUUCCAGUGGAUUGGCACCGGCGGCCUCUUCCUUCUGCCGCGAUUGGGCCCGAACAUUAUACCGCACAUGCCAGCUGCAGCGCUGGCAUUUGGGUGCAAUCAGCUGUUUACUCUGGCGUGCGAGGUGGAUCGCGUCUACACGGCAGAGGCAGCAGCGCAACUGGCCCGCCCUGAAGAUGAACGGGGGGACUGUGCACUGCUGCAACCUGCCGCUGACCGCGCCCGCGACUCUGCCUACUACAGCACGAAGUACACUGGCAAGAGCAUCAACGACAGCCAGGCGCAGCUGACAUGCAACGCUCUUACCCGAGUGCAGGACUUCCUGCUCGCUGGAAGGACGCCAACUCCGGGUGCUAGUGGGCCCACUGCCUUUGGCAACAUGUGUGCCACUGUGCAUCGCAUGACCGCUGCCAUUACGGCUGGUAUGGCGCUUGUCGCCAUGAAGCUGGACGGUCAUUCCACCUUCGAGGCGACGUUCGAAAGCGCAUACCUGCAGGUAGACGCGUUCACAGCGCUAUCUGCGGGCGCCGAGCAAUCUCCUGAGGCGGCGACUACAGCAGCAGUACUGGUGGAGGCUGAGGAGCAGGAGGGCUACACGGUGACCAACGCCGUGCAGAGCUAUGUGCUGCGGGGGGAAGAACUCAGCGGCCUGGACUGCAGCGUGUACAAUAUCGUCUCCAGCUAUGAGGUUCGACGUGUGCCGCCAGCUCAGCACCCGCACCGAGAGCGAUUGGGUCUACAGGUCCCGGUGGCAGUUCGACGCCGCAAGCGCACUACCCCUGCUGCACCCAUAACCGCCCCCGUGCCUGCCCCUGUGCCUCUGCUGACUGCAGCCCCGGCCCCUCCUCCUGAGCCACCUGCUCCUACAGCUGCAGCGACACUCGACCAUCCAACGUCUCAGACAGCCACGGAGCUGCCCCGCCUGGUGGCCUUCCACGGCACGCAUCCGCUGUACAGAACACAUGUCCACAUCCGCCUACCGCGGCCGCGAUAUGUACAACUUGGAGGCUCUCUUCCCCGCCGGCCCCGCCCUGGCACCUCUGCUGCGAGCAUGGCGCAGUACUACGCGUUUGUCCUGGGUACUUUCAAAGCUCACCGGGGUCAGCCCAUCCCCCCCGGGCUGACUGUAAAGGAAGCCUACGACACCUGGUGGGCAGAGCUGGCCACUACCGAGGCAGGUCGCUCAUACCAAGCGUACGUAACGGUGCUGCUGGACAACAUCGAAGAGGACCACACAGGGAAAGCCCGCCGUCAGGCGGAGUACAACCAGCGGCGCCGCCAGCAGCGUGCGGCGGCGGCAGCAGCCGCGCUGCCUGAAGGUGACAGCACGAGCACUUCGGAUGGAGACACCGACGACGCCAUCCGCGGGCAUCUCAGACCUGAUCCUGAAACACAGCCACCCGCCGAGGGUCAGCUGGAGCACUUCGUGUACAUCCCGGGUCAGGAGGAUCCGACGGCUGGCACCGACCUCGCCGCCGUCGCUCUUACGGAUCUGUUUGACUGCACCAACGCUGCUGGCGCGUAUGCCUAUGAUGCGGCACGGCGCUGCCGAGCCCCGGCCUUAGUGGACGGCCAUGGUGCACGCAGCGAUCGUUUUAGCCGUCGGAUCACACCAGCGGACCUGCCCCUCCUGACCGAAGCGAGCAAGCGUCUGAAGCGGUAUCUCGUUGCAGCAGCAGCCGGCACUGUUGAGGCAGAUGGGGGCGCCCACACGGGACUGACGGCCCCACCUGAGAUGGACACCCCUCAUAUUGAGCUGCACCGCCCCACCAGCGGACCCCUGGUUGCCAUUGUGCGCAUGCCUGGCACUCCUGAGCGGACUGAGCAGGCUCGCAUGCCCAUCUAUGUGCACCUCCCCCAGCCGCCCAGCAUCGACGACACCAUCGAGCUUUUCACGCUCGCCCCCCACCAAGCCGUGCCCUUCAUGCUCAUGGCUCAGUACUUCGAUCGCCGUGAUGAGCCCAACCCUGGCGACCCGCCGCAGAUGCUUGUGGAGGGCAAGCCCGGUACCGGAAAGACCCAGUUUGUACAAGCGCUCCUCUGGUACACUUUCCAGCAUGGCUGCCCGCACUGGGCGGCCACCUGUGCCUACUCAUGGGCUGCUGCAGUUGCAUUCAACACGCCGGUGCAUCGCAGCCUCUCUACCCACGCAAUGUUCGCCCUAUCUGCUGGCAGCAACCGAGCGGAAAGCGUCAGAAAAGGCAGCGCAGCCAGCCUACAGGUGCAUCGCAAUGUCGGCGAUGGUGCGCUCAUCAUUGACGAGAUCGGUAUGAACAGCCUGGACCAUCUGGGCGCAUGCAACCAGUCUUGCACUCGUCACCUGUUGCCGCCGUCGCAUCUCGCUCGUGACCACCCUGCAGCCACCAUCUUCAGCGGCCGCCCCAGCGCCAACACAGGCGACGAGUUCCAACACCCGAAGCCAGGUGGGCCGCCCCUCUACCGGUACGCCGCUGAUGUAGAAUGCAACCCCCAGUUCUCGCCCUCCGUCCCGGCCGCACAGCCUCUGCACGGAGAGGAGGACAACGAUGGCGACCCUAACGAGGCCGCUGCUGGAUCCCAAGGCGGUCAGCAGCAACCCGAAGUAGCAGCACGCCGGCCCCGGGCCGUCCCACAGGCUCAGAGCUGCAUACUCGAGGGCUUCCGGGUUUACCGAUCCCUGGCUAAGACCGUCUUCUUGCUGGAGAAGCAGCAGCGCCAGGACAGCAGUCCCUCUGGUCGUCGCCUGACAGAGUACGCCUCUAUGUUCGGCGGUGAGCCAGCCACAGAGCAGCGCAUAGCCGAAAUGGUUGACGACCUCAACAGCCGCGCCGUCGUCGACUUAGCCGACCUAGCGCACCUCGAGCCGCGCGUCGUGCUGCAGAGGAACGAACCACGCCACACGCUCAACACCCGCCUCAUAAUGCUGGAAGCACAGCGCAAGAACCAGCGCCUCGUGGUGUGGAAUGCGGACCACGUCCCUGUCCAGAAGCGCGGCGCCGCUGUAGAGCCAGCCCUGACACACGUGGAGAAAGCAGUUGCGAUGCGAAUAAAGGAUUACGACUUUGGCCACACCACCGCCGACACGUGGUACUACCAUGGCGCCCGAUACAUCCUCCUUGAUACGACGGCUGCCGAUGCCGGGGCGAGUCACAACAACGAGGUGGAAGCCUGCGGCCUGCUUGAGGAUGGCCGCGAGCCAGCAGAUGACGGCCACGGCCCCUACCGCCGGCUCAAGUACCUUCCAGCGGCCGUCAUUGUGCGGCCUAUAAACGGCCAUAUCCCCGACACCGUGCUGCGGGGCCUUGCAGACUACGCCAGCAGGGGUGGCGCCUUCAUCCUGUCACCCCGGGCGUCUUGCAUUGCCGAGGUGGAGAUGCCCGCCCCCGGGUGUGGCACCCUCACAAAGCAGGUCCGGCGCCUCAACGUACCGCUCGGCGACCGCCAGGCGGUCACCGAUUACUUCGUACAAGGCCGCAGCUUCAAAGAUGAAUGCUGGCUGGUGGAUCUUGCUGUCCCACCCAACGGCAUCAAGCGUGCCACCCUGUAUGUGCUGCUGACCCGCUUUAAGACGUUGGACCACGUCCGUCUGCUACGUCCACUUUAUACCACGCCACACGAGCGCAAGAAGGUCAUCAAACAAUUCCUCAGCGCAACCAAGCUCGAGCCGGAUCUGGCCGCCAACCUGCGCCUGCUGAAGCAGGCAGCACGCGAAACGGAGCAGCGCCUCUGCACGGAGAGGAGGACAACGAUGGCGACCCUAACGAGGCCGCUGCUGGAUCCCAAGGCGGCUCAGAGCUGCAUACUCGAGGGCUUCCGGGUUUACCGAUCCCUGGCUAAGACCGUCUUCUUGCUGGAGAAGCAGCAGCGCCAGGACAGCAGUCCCUCUGGUCGUCGCCUGACAGAGUACGCCUCUAUGUUCGGCGGUGAGCCAGCCACAGAGCAGCGCAUAGCCGAAAUGGUUGACGACCUCAACAGCCGCGCCGUCGUCGACUUAGCCGACCUAGCGCACCUCGAGCCGCGCGUCGUGCUGCAGAGGAACGAACCACGCCACACGCUCAACACCCGCCUCAUAAUGCUGGAAGCACAGCGCAAGAACCAGCGCCUCGUGGUGUGGAAUGCGGACCACGUCCCUGUCCAGAAGCGCGGCGCCGCUGUAGAGCCAGCCCUGACACACGUGGAGAAAGCAGUUGCGAUGCGAAUAAAGGAUUACGACUUUGGCCACACCACCGCCGACACGUGGUACUACCAUGGCGCCCGAUACAUCCUCCUUGAUACGACGGCUGCCGAUGCCGGGGCGAGUCACAACAACGAGGUGGAAGCCUGCGGCCUGCUUGAGGAUGGCCGCGAGCCAGCAGAUGACGGCCACGGCCCCUACCGCCGGCUCAAGUACCUUCCAGCGGCCGUCAUUGUGCGGCCUAUAAACGGCCAUAUCCCCGACACCGUGCUGCGGGGCCUUGCAGACUACGCCAGCAGGGGUGGCGCCUUCAUCCUGUCACCCCGGGCGUCUUGCAUUGCCGAGGUGGAGAUGCCCGCCCCCGGGUGUGGCACCCUCACAAAGCAGGUCCGGCGCCUCAACGUACCGCUCGGCGACCGCCAGGCGGUCACCGAUUACUUCGUACAAGGCCGCAGCUUCAAAGAUGAAUGCUGGCUGGUGGAUCUUGCUGUCCCACCCAACGGCAUCAAGCGUGCCACCCUGUAUGUGCUGCUGACCCGCUUUAAGACGUUGGACCACGUCCGUCUGCUACGUCCACUUUAUACCACGCCACACGAGCGCAAGAAGGUCAUCAAACAAUUCCUCGGCGCAACCAAGCUCGAGCCGGAUCUGGCCGCCAACCUGCGCCUGCUGAAGCAGGCAGCACGCGAAACGGAGCAGCGGUACACCACCGAGUUCCAGCAUGCACGCCAGUUGGAAACCCGCUGGACCCGCUAG